Messenger RNA from Prunus mume (Japanese apricot), 426 nucleotides. NCBI's taxonomy places the organism in Eukaryota, Viridiplantae, Streptophyta, Magnoliopsida, Rosales, Rosaceae. The record is from RefSeq and is a predicted model, not a curated record.
AUGAAUAUAAAGAACAAAGGCAAAGUGCACCCAUCUCCUUCUUCUUCCUCCUCCUCCUCAUCCAACUCUGAUGGGUUUGUUCUCUCUGUGCUUCAGCUCCUCCCAGCUGCCAUUUUAGCUCUGGCUUCGGUCCUCUCCCUCGAGGACCGCGAGGUCUUGGCUUACUUGAUAACCCGGUCCAUGAAAACCACCCCCAAUAUUUCUUCGAUCCCGGCCCAAGACCCCAAGAAGAAAUCUUCCAAGAAAGGCCCCAAGUCCACUAGCACCAGCACCCACCAGCCCCAAAUAUUCGAUUGCGAUUGCUUCGACUGCUAUAGAAGCUAUUGGCUCAAACGGUUUGGAUCAGGUGAGAACGCUUAUGUGCGAACGUUACGUGAGAACAUCAUUGGAUCUAAGCUAACGGCUGCAUCAAAAGCAAUUGUAAGU